CACGGCGAAAAGAAAAAUAUUUUCUCUUCAAUUAGGCCUAGCUAGAUAGGCCAUGUCAAAGCGGAUAAUGUAACAUCUUUAGAGAGUUGUCUGUUGGCGGCACAUACCUGUCAUUCUGGGACGAUAUUUAAGUUGAACUCUGCUUGUUGAUUGCCGAAUAUUCGGCCACAGGUGCUUGAAAUGUCCGACUCCGAAGAUGAGUCGUCUGACAAGCAACUGAAAAUCGUCAUCAUGGGAGACGGAGCGUCUGGCAAGACGUCUCUGGCCACCCGAUAUUCUCAAGAACAGUUCAAGAAGCAGUAUGGGCAGACAGUUGGGCUGGAUUUCUACCUGAAGAGAAUAGUUCUGCCAGGCAAUGUCCACGUAGCCCUGCAGGUGUGGGAUAUCGGCGGACAGACACUGGGAGGGAAGAUGCUAGAGAACUACAUCUAUGGCAGCCAUGGUGCCCUGCUUGUGUACGACAUCACCAGCUAUGCCAGCUUUGAGAACCUUGAAGACUGGUACAACAUGGUAAAAAAGGUCUAUGGAAAGGAGUCACGACUACCUCACAUGGCUCUAGUUGGAAAUAAGAGUGACCUGGAACACAUGAGAACAGUGAAGCUAGACAAGCACCAGAAGUUUGCUCAGGAGCAUGGCAUGUCUAGCCAUUUUGUGUCUGCUAAGACUGGAGAUACGGUGAACCUGUGUUUCCAACGCGUGGCAGCAGAGAUUCUGGGAAUCAAGUUGACCAAGCCAGAAGUUGAGCAGCAACAGCGGGUUGUGAAAGCCGAGAUCAUCCAAUACAGCAAUGAUGCUGCAGCCAAACCCAUCCCCACACAGACUAAAAGUUCCUUCUGUACACUCCAGUGACAGCUGAAUCCUCUACGAUGGUUACAGUAUCGGCACUGUGAUCACAUGCUCAGCACUAAAGACCAGGACUUCAAGCUCCACACAGUGUUAUUCCUGCAUGCUCUACACUACUGCUAUUACUUCUUGCAACCCUGCAUGGAGUUACUUGUUACUUUAAAGCAGACCUGGCUGUGCAUGUAAACAUUAUCCGCGGAUGGAGACAGUGUCCUAAAAUUGCUGACCUAGACACUUUUAUCAAUUUUGGGUAUAGAUGAAACAGCAGGUACAUGUUGCCCAGUUGUUUAAAGCACUGCAGUUUGCAUAGCAGAGAUGCAUCUCUUAAGUAUGCCAGAACCUGCGAUUUAUGGGUUUGAAUCCCUGUUCGACAAAUUAUGUUUCUCAGCAUUCUAUCUUGGAAGUGGUAAAUGCCUGCAUUGCUUCAGUAUUUCUCCAAACUCUUAGCUACUCUGAGAGCAAUGUGUGACUUAGUUGGCAUCUUGAACCAGACCUGACAGAAACUGUUCCUUUUAGAACACCCUUUUAAAUAUAAUUAGCCAUAUGCACUUCACAACUACAGAAGUGGGCCGGUGGGGUAGCCUAAUGGUUAAAGAGUUCACUCAUCAUGCCAAAGACCUGGGUUCGAUUCCCCAAAUGGGUACAAUAUUGUGAAGCCCAUUUCUGGUGUCUCCUGCCGUAAUAAGUCUGUUAUUGAAAAAGGUCUGUGCUGCAGAUUUGAAGAUGCAGGUAUAGUGUCCUGUGUUAAACUGAGGCAUUCUUGCAAUGUAACUAGGGCUAUUAGGGUAAACUUGUCUGCAUCUAUAAAUUUGCUUUAGCACACACCAAAUGUGUUUUUCACAACUUGAAACUAAGCUGCUAUCACUGGCAAAUAUUCCCAACACCUUUAAAGUAAAUGAGUUAAGAUAGCUAUGUCCUAAUAGCUGUGAUAGAGGCAUUGCCAUGGCAACAGAGGCAUUGCCAUGGCAACAGAGGACACAGGAGCUUGAUGUAGAUAGAAACAGUCAGCAUGACACUGAUCUGAUGGUGUGAGAUGGAAGUGUGUUUGAUGCAAUGAGUAUGAACUUGUUACCUGGUGUAGUAACAGAUAUUUUAAUGUGAGAGACUGGUUCUGUGGGUUGUGAUACUACAUGUUCUGGGGGAAAAGAAAACUUUCGUCUUGUUCAUGAAUUUACCUACUUUGUGUUUGUUACAUUUGUUUUAAGUUUUGUGAAAAUCCAAAGCAUAUUUAUUUAUUGUUUGUUCAGACAGAUCCAUUUGAUGUUAUUUUGGGGCAAUAUUACAUUGUCAUGCUUGUAUGUAGUUAGUAGCAAAUGUAAUAAUUGUAUGAAAUGCUACCAAAGCACCUAACAAUAUUCACUCACACUCUGAACCUGCUAAGAUUGUCACGAUAUGGCUGCAAUAUUGCCGAUGUGACGUUAAAUAUUAACUCACUCACUCACUGAACCUGCUAAGAAACGUUAGGGGAGCAUACAUAACCGUGGCAACUGCAAGGUGCUUGGUACUGAUCAGAGUGGAUUUGUUAUUUAAUAUGAAUGUUUAGUUAUCAGUAACACAUGUUGUGCUCUAAGUAAAACAAUACUUCUGACUAGUGAACUCAUUUGACAGCUUCAUCGAAGGCCAUGAAACUUUUUAUAUGAUUAACUAUUUAAUUAGGUACAAAGGAAAUUGUAAAUUUGGUUUGUUUUCAAAAACCUGGUAUCACCUGAUAUUAUAUAUAUUUUUAACCAUGGAUAUAAACUGAGAUUGCAA
Messenger RNA from Haliotis rubra (blacklip abalone), 2595 nucleotides. RefSeq names its product ras-related protein Rab-28-like. The transcript has 6 exons. The record is from RefSeq and is a predicted model, not a curated record. Gene Ontology annotation, cellular component: Golgi apparatus; endosome. Gene Ontology annotation, molecular function: GTP binding; GTPase activity. The coding region runs from base 181 to 849 and encodes 222 amino acids. NCBI's taxonomy places the organism in Eukaryota, Metazoa, Mollusca, Gastropoda, Lepetellida, Haliotidae.